Molecule: messenger RNA, 3416 nt
Organism: Suncus etruscus (white-toothed pygmy shrew)
Lineage: Eukaryota; Metazoa; Chordata; Mammalia; Eulipotyphla; Soricidae
Gene: MRTFA
Product: myocardin related transcription factor A
Exons: 13
Coding region: 109-2874 (921 amino acids)
Biological process (GO): smooth muscle cell differentiation
Source: RefSeq, a predicted model, not a curated record
CACCCUGGCCGGAACCCCAAUUUGCCUCCACUUAGUGAGAGGAAGAAUGUGCUGCAGUUGAAGCUCCAGCAGCGUCGGACACGGGAAGAACUGGUGAGCCAAGGGAUCAUGCCUCCUUUGAAAAGUCCUGCUGCAUUUCAUGAACAGAGAAGGAGCUUGGAGCGGGCCAGGACAGAAGACUAUCUGAAAAGGAAGAUUCGUUCCCGGCCAGAGAGAUCAGAAUUGGUCAGGAUGCACAUUUUGGAAGAGACUUCGGCUGAGCCUUCCCUCCAGGCCAAGCAGCUGAAGUUGAAGAGAGCCAGACUGGCCGAUGACCUCAAUGAGAAGAUUGCUCAGAGGCCUGGCCCCAUGGAGCUGGUGGAGAAGAACAUUCUGCCUGUGGAGUCCAGCUUGAAGGAAGCAAUCAUAGAGGGCCAAGUGAAUUACCCGAAAGUAGCAGACAGCUCCUCCUUUGACGAAGACAGCAGCGACGCCUUAUCCCCCGAACAGCCCGCCAGCCACGAGUCCCAGGGCUCAGUGCCGUCCCCGCUGGAAGCCCGAGUCAGCGAGCCGCUGCCCAGUUCCACCGCUUCCCCCCCUACUCAGGUUGUCUCUCAACUCCCAGUGAGCCCUGAAUCUGGAGAAACACUUUUCCUGGCCGAGCAGCCGCCUCUGCCUCCCGCCCUCACCAAUGGCACUGGAACCAGCCCUGGAACUGCUGUCCCUCCUGCCAAGCCCACCCCCACUCUCAUCAAGCAAAGCCAACCCAAGACUGCCAGUGAGAAGUCACAGCGCAGCAAGAAAGCCAAGGAGCUGAAGCCAAAGGUGAAGAAGCUCAAGUACCACCAGUACAUCCCCCCAGACCAGAAGCAGGAUAAGGGGGUGCCCCCCAUGGACUCCUCGUAUGCCAAGAUCCUUCAGCAGCAGCAGCUCUUCCUCCAGCUCCAGAUCCUCAACCAGCAGCAGCAACAGCACUACAACUAUCAGACCAUCCUACCUGCCCCCCCAAAGCCAGCAGGCGAGGCCCUGGGGAGUAGUGGGCCCCCCGCUGCUCGCAGCCUCUCUACUGCCAACAACACUUCCAGUCCAGGUGUUCCUGGGCCCAGUGGGCUGGCCCGUCAGAACAGCAGCUCACUGGCUGGCAAACCGGGAGUCCUGCCCGCCAACCUUGAUGACAUGAAGGUGGCAGAGCUGAAGCAGGAGCUGAAGUUGCGUUCUCUGCCCGUCUCGGGCACCAAGACAGACCUGAUCGAGCGCCUUCGUGCCUACCAAGAUCAAGUGGGCCCUGCCUCCGGAGCCCCCAAAGCCCCUACCACCACUUCCAUCCUGCCCAAGGCUGGUGAUGUGGUAGUAGCCUUCCCGGCGGCGCGGCUGAGCACUGGGCCUGGCCUGGUGUCCACAGGGCUGGCUUCAGCCGAGGUGGUGGUGGCCACGGUGACCAGCAAUGGCAUGGUGAAGUUUGGCAGCACAGGUUCAACACCCCCAGUGUCGCCCACCCCAUCGGAGCGCUCACUGCUCAGCACGGGCGACGAGAACUCCACGCCAGGCGACACCUUUGGGGAGAUGGUCACAUCGCCCCUGACCCAGCUCACUCUGCAGGCCUCCCCACUACAGAUCCUGGUAAAGGAGGAGGGCCCCCGGGCUGGGUCGUGCUGCCUGAGCCCCGGGACACGCUCUGAGCUGGAGGGCCGCGACAAAGACCAGAUGCUGCAGGAGAAGGACAAGCAGAUCGAGGAGCUGACACGCAUGCUCCGGCAGAAGCAGCAGCUGGUGGAGUGGCUCCGGCUGCAGCUGGAGCAGGAGAAGCGGGCACAGCAACCGGCCCCAACCCCAGCCCCACCUGGCCCCGCCGUGAAGCAGGAGAACAGCUUCUCCAGCUGCCAGCUGAGCCAGCAGCCGCAGGGCCCUGCUCACCCCUUCAGCCCCGGCCUGGUGGCCCCCACCCACCCCACAGAUACUUGUUCCGUGGGCCCACCAGCUGUGGUUGUGAAGCAGGAAGCAGUUCUGCCGGAACCUGAGCCAGCCUCCGCCCCUCCGCUAAUUCUGGGUCCCCGGGGCAGCAGCCUUGGCAAGGGGGUCCCACCUCCUUCCAUCCUCACCGACUCCACAGGGACCCACCUUGUCCUCACUGUGACCUGUAAGGAUGCAGAAAGUCCUGGACCUCCCAGCGGGCCCUCCCAGCAGCCUUUGUCCCAGCCUGGGUCCCCAGCCCCUGGCCCACCAGCCCAGAUGGAUCUGGAGCACCCGUCACAGCCCCUCUUUGGGAACCCUGCUUCUCUGCUAAAGAAGGAACCACCUGGCUAUGAAGAAGCUGUGAGCCAGCAGCCCCGACAGCAGGAAACUGGCUCCUCUAGCCAACAGAUGGACGACCUGUUUGACAUUCUCAUUCAGAGCGGAGAAAUUUCAGCAGACUUCAAGGACCCAGGGAAAGAGAAGGCCCCCUGCACGGAUGUCUGCAGUUCCCCUUUGGACACGCAAUCUCCACCUCCUGCUGAACAACCCCAGGCUGUCCCACCACCAGCAGGCUGGUCCAGCUUCCCUGGCCGUCUGGAGGACUUCCUGGAGAGCAGCACAGGGCUGCCCCUGCUGACUGCUGGGCACGAGGGGCCGGAGUCCCUCAUUGACGAACUCCACAGCCAGAUGCUGAGCAGCUCGGCCAUUCUGGACCAUCCCCCGUCACCCAUGGACACCUCGGAAUUGCACUUUGCCCCUGAGCCUAAUAACGUGGGCCUGGACCUAGGUGACAGCCACCUGGACAGCAUGGACUGGCUAGAGCUGUCGUCAGGAGGCCCCGUGCUGAGUCUGGCCCCGCUCAGCACCACAGCCCCCAGCCUCUUCUCUACAGACUUCCUGGAUGGCCACGACUUGCAGCUACACUGGGACUCCUGCUUGUAGUUCGUGGGGGAGGGACUUGGGAACUCCUGCCUCCAUGUGGUCGUGGGUCCUGACAAUCACAGGCCCGGCUCUCCCCUCCCUGGGAAGUGAGGGUAGAAGGUGAGAUGCUGCUAAGCAGCGGCUCUGGGUGCCACCCUGGGCCUUUGGAGGCCUGGACAGGCCAUUUCUAGUUGACCUCCUUUUGAGAGGUCGGGCAUGACCUGCAGGUUGGCUCAAGCAGGUGAGACCCAGGCCGAAUCUCCUUCUCCCCGCUUUUCUUGCAAGGGAAGAAGCUAGGCCUCUACCUCCCCAUGAGAGGCUGGUGGCACACUGUACAGUUGUAUAUACAUGUUAUAUCGCCAUACAAACACAUAUAAUACAUCUAUUUUUGGGAGGGGAGGCGGACACAGCACACCGCACCACCACACGUGUUUGACAUGUAGACACCUGGCCACAGCCUGUGCCCCACCUGUCCUGCUUCCUGCUCUAUCAGUGCCAUGAGGGCAGAGGUGCCACCCCUCCAGCCAAGGCUUCUCCUGGCCCUACCCUGUCACUUAGAGACG